UGACAUUAAGAAAACAGAAUAAACAGAUGCUAUCUAUUCGUUUUGCGGUUUAUUGAUAUAUCAAAACAUUUAUGUAAAAGGGUUAAACGUGAAUUAGGUUUUAUCAAAAUGUCUGUAAUUGCGGUCCGAGGGUUUCCCCUUCCGUUCACUUUAUCUAAUGUAGUAAAGACUCUAGCAAGAAUAAUUAGUGGACACUUUGAAGCCCUGAAUUUUGAACAGGGAAAAUUAAAGGGACAAAAAUUUAAAACAUGUUAUUUGCGUCUCUCGGAGAAGUUGGACCCUGUUCGCGUUGUUGAGAGGAUAAAUAACAGCGGGAAAACUCUAAAGAGCUUUAGACUGUGUUCGUUUGUUCCAAAACGAGUGCCUGAUCUUCCCCUGGCAACAAAACCAAAGAAGCUAACCCAGAAACUUGCUCGUGCGCUGAAAAUACCAGAUAAUGAUUCACCAGAAAGGGUUAUGAAGUUAGCAAGUUCAGAGAUAUUGAUUGAGUUGCAAAUUAAAUAUCCAGGAUUGUACCACUUGAGCAAGAAGAAUGGGCACCAGCUGCUGACUGAGAUAUCUAAGAAAAUAAUGGACCGUCUCAAAGAGAUAGAACAGCAUCACUCCGAGGCGUUGGAGUCAGGGUUCCGCCUGACGCAGUGGUACCGGCGCAUGCACCCGCACUUCGGCGACUUCCAGCUGGUAUUGGGCACGCUGCACGCGCUGGAGGACGCGGCCUGCCAGAUGCGGACACAGCUGCACGAGAAGGAACUGGCUGCUGUGCCGCCGCAACCAUAUGUAUUCGACAACCUACCAUACUCAGAAGUACAGAAAGCUUGUGCCAAGUAUUCAGACAGGAUUAUUAAGAAGAUUACAGAGCACAUAAAGAAUUUAAAGUCAGACGUGUCCGAGAACGACACAGAAGAUGAAUUAGUGAGGAAAAAGGUCAGAGAAGAACUCAAGAAGAUGGCUCCAUUUAUGCCACAGGUAAUUAAUGUACUUAAGAUUACAAUUUAUAGAAUGGCUAACGUCGGUUUUGGCUACUGGAGAAAGAAUUUCGAAAAUCAUAUUGCGUAUGGAGAUUUUUAUCGUAAAUGA
This is a messenger RNA of Trichoplusia ni (cabbage looper), 1077 nucleotides long. RefSeq lists its product as uncharacterized. The transcript has 7 exons. Bases 109 to 1077 code for a protein of 322 amino acids. The record is from RefSeq and is a predicted model, not a curated record. Lineage: Eukaryota; Metazoa; Arthropoda; Insecta; Lepidoptera; Noctuidae.